Messenger RNA from Saccostrea echinata, 1255 nucleotides. RefSeq names its product RNA polymerase II subunit A C-terminal domain phosphatase SSU72-like. The transcript has 7 exons. NCBI's taxonomy places the organism in Eukaryota, Metazoa, Mollusca, Bivalvia, Ostreida, Ostreidae. Gene Ontology annotation, biological process: termination of RNA polymerase II transcription. Bases 89 to 679 code for a protein of 196 amino acids. The record is from RefSeq and is a predicted model, not a curated record. Gene Ontology annotation, molecular function: RNA polymerase II CTD heptapeptide repeat phosphatase activity. Gene Ontology annotation, cellular component: nucleus; mRNA cleavage and polyadenylation specificity factor complex.
UCAAACAGUGCAAUUUUAGGCGCGAGCUAUCAAAAUCUUGUCACACCGGAAACGCAUAAAAAUAAAUUGUGUCAAAGAAGCAGACGUCAUGACGGAUGGAGGUUCAGCCCUCUCUGUUGCAGUCGUCUGCUCCAGUAAUCAGAAUAGAAGCAUGGAGGCACAUAGCUUUUUAAGUAAGCGGGGAUACAAUGUCCGAUCUCUUGGAACUGGUAGUCAAGUGAAGUUACCAGGAGCCACUUUGGACAAGCCCAAUAUUUAUGAUUUCAACACGACCUACGAUGAAAUGUACAGAGACUUAAUGAGAAAGGACCCAGAAUUAUAUACACAGAAUGGAAUUCUUCAUAUGCUGGACAGAAACAGAAGAAUUAAACCAAUGCCAGAGAGAUUUCAGGCCUGCAAGGAGAAAUUCAAUGUCAUCAUCACAUGUGAAGAAAGAGUGUAUGAUCAAGUUAUAGAAGACUUUGAAACGAGAGAAAAAGAAGACAUGCAGCCAGCUCACAUCAUAAACAUUGACAUUCAGGACAAUCACGAGGAAGCUACAAUAGGAGCCUUUCUGAUUGGAGAUCUGGUUACCAUGCUGUUUGAAUCAGAAGAUCUAGACAAUGAUAUAGAUGAGAUUUUACAAGACUUUGAGCCGCGAGCUGGCAGGCCCAUCCUCCACACUGUUUGUUUUUACUGAUGUGUGGUCUACAGUGAAGAUGCUGGACAGAUUAAAAUGCAGGAAAAAUAAUGUUGAACUGUGAUUUGAAAAAAAAAAUAUAUCCUCAUCACUUUCCAAGUCAUUGUUACUGAACUUUUAUGACAAACUACUUGUAUAUGUCAGUGUUAUUAUUGUUGUUUGUCCAAGUCAUAAUGUUUAUUUGAGCCACAGAAUAAUGCAAAAAUUGGUUUUAUAACAAAAAUUAUUCAUAUAUUUUAUUGUUUUAAAAGAUAGCAAAUGAAAUGCUGAUGCUAAUGAAAUAUGUUAUUCCUUGUUUGUAUCAAGAAAAAUUUUCAAUUUUAAUUAAUGGUUAUUUUCUUUAAAGAACUUGACAACUUCACAAAAUUUGUGUAAAUUUGUAUGGCUAAGCUGGAAAUUUCCAUUGCCAUGAAGACUAAAUGUGUUGUUAAGUUAUCUAAAUAUACUGAGCUCUGUCUAUUUUCAUUUAACUGUGUGUUUCAUGUUUAGACUUGAAUUGUGACAUUAAGCAUUGAAAACAUCCCAAUUCUGUUACAAUUUUAUUGUAAAACAGAAAUAAAGCUUAUUUUGUUUUAA